Molecule: messenger RNA, 794 nt
Organism: Cladocopium goreaui
Lineage: Eukaryota; Dinophyceae; Suessiales; Symbiodiniaceae
Source: the annotation of a GenBank genome assembly
UCGGGUCUGCCACUCCUCCCUGCCACUUGGGUCAUGGCUGCCUUCUGCUACCAGAAGACCUUCAUCGAAGAGGUUGUUGAACGAGUAGCAGAGGUCCGAGCAAGGAGCUGUCCACCAGUGCUGAAGACUUUGACAGUACCGAAAGAUGCAACCAGCCUUGACUUUAUGCAUGAUCAGAAGCGGCUCGCAUUGCAGGUGUCCAAACUUCAGGAAAGGUCUCAGCUGCCGUCUCUGCCAUCUAACGAAAUUGGCGCACCUCGCGUUCAGGAGAUUCCUUCGCUGGGAAGCCACGGGCAUCCCAACAUUUGUCGAAGGCCAUGCAUCCUCUUGGUGAAAGGAAAAUGCCAGAAGGGCUCAGCCUGUGGUUUCUGUCAUUUGGAGCAUGAAUUGCGCAUUCCUUCCUUUGACAAGCAGCAGAGAGACUACUUGAAGCUCCUGCCACGUGCAAUCUUCUUGCAGAUGAUCUUACCAUAUGUGCGCAAGACGGUGGAGGCCAGUGAGCUUCCUGGAGCCUGUCAAGUGCUUCAGCUACUGGAGAGCGAAAUCGUUGUCCGAGCAUUUGCUGGUUUUCCGAAGGCCCGAAGGUUUCCACGCAGGAUUCGCCAUGUGUUGGGGCGGAUGAGUUUGGCCAAUUUGGUCAGUGUGAUUUGCUCGACCCUCACUGGGCGUUUUCCAAAGGUUUUAGCCACCGAGCUCAAGGACUUGCGUGAUACCGCCCAGACUUUAGAGUCUUGAAUUCAGCCAGUGUUGGCACAAGCCAAGUGAAAAUCUAAUGCGAGGAUUCGCGAGGUGUG